AGUUUUUAUUACUUGGGACUACGAGCUUGUUGGUGCCUCUCAAGCACUUCACAUUACUACGUACGACGAACAAGUCACUUAUAUAUCCCGGUAACAUACCGUUUACAGCUAAAACAUUAAUACUUGAAAUCCACCGUGGGUUAGGUUGUCUGUCUGGGUUGGGGUGUCUGGCAAUUUAAAAGAGCCAAUACAGUCAGAUACUUCAGUAUAUUGUUGUUCUGAAAGGUUCUUGGAAUCCCCAGGUCCUCGAUCGGAACAAUAUUAUUCAUUCUCAUAUAGCUUAGCAUUGUAAACAAAUGUUUUGGUUUAGAACCGCACACGAAGGUUCGACCCGAGCCUAUCUCAAUUUAGCUAGCUUCUUGGCUCCUUGCCAUAUAAGCAAACUAAAUAUGGCAGGCAAUGGCCCAACAUAACGCUAUAAACGUCCACGGAGGAAUGAUACUCACGUGAUUAUCUGUUGGGCCUCGUUGUACCAGGUACAGGAAAUUAGAGCAGAUCUUUCUUAGGAUAAGGCAAGCUCCUUUGAGGCAAACGUCCCUCUUCCCCGCUCCAAGAGUUGAGAACAGGACAACGAAAACGGUCCUUUGGUGAAAAGAAAUUAUCUCAGGCCAAUCUGAUUUGAACGUUCCAAAUACACCGAUAGAGUUUCAUCAUGCAUCUGUGCCUUGCUUUUCUGUUUGUUGCCGCGAUUUGUCAUGGAAAACCAACUAAUAUGCGCAAGGACGACCCUGGACAAAAAGACACGGCCUUGAUAGAAGAUUCCCCUUGCAAGGGAAAUUUGUGCCCAGAAAACACGACAAAAUACAAAGCACGAUCCUGCGUCGAUCAUCUAAAGAAUGGCGCCAACCGCUGUGGCUACUACAAGAUUUAUGAUGCUGCUGGAAAUGGAUUCACUGUGUUCUGUGAUAUGGAGACUGAGCCUGGUGCAGCAUGGACUCUCGUCGUAUCUUGGAGCCUUGAAAAUAAGGAUUUCUCCAGCUUUAGGAAGACACCUCUGUCAAUUAACGAUCCGGUAAACGAAAACUCGCCCAAUUGGUUUCUUUACCGACUGACAGCUGACCAAAUGAAGUCGUUAAAAGCCGUAUCAACCCACUGGCGAGCCACGUGCAGUUUUGACAAACACGGUAUCAACCAUUACGAAGACUACGUACGUGGGCAGUUUGCGGAGGCUGAUAUUCUCGCUUUCCUCGGUUCAGGUGUCUGUCUCAAGACCGAACUUGUGAACAUCCGUGGUCACAUUGGAAUACACAAGACAGCCAGAUUUUGGCAGGUUGUCGGCACGUACUUUCUGCACAUCGACAGCGCCAGUAAGGGUUGCCAGUUUGAUCCAACCGUUAGCUCCGUGUCAAGUGAAGAUAACUUUGGGUUUUACGACCGCACAAAUCCCAAGUUUACCUGUACCACGAAUGAGGACUCCACCACUCAGUGGUGGUUUGGUGGAUAUCAAUAAUUCACUGAACUCUGCCCCUAAACGUACCCAGCAUCAGUCCUGCGUGGUUUAAUUUUCUUCCUACGUAGUUGGUUAAGAGAGAGAGAGAGAGAGAGAGAGAGAGAGAGAGAGAGAGAGAGAGAGAGAGAGAGAGAGUAGUCAAUGUGCCUUUAAUUUGCUAUCAUAAUCAUGUUAUAAGAUAAAGCAAAGUGUGAAAAAGGGAAUAGACUUUUAAACUGCCAUAGGAAACAACGAUGUGAUCUUGUGUGUAAAAAUAUAACUUGAAAUCUUCCUCUGACUGGCUGUGAAGCUUGUGAUAUCAAAUUUAUUGUUCGAAUAGUUUCCAAAAUUGUGAAAUCGUGCACAUAAGAUGGUUGGUAUCUCUGUAUAUGGUAAACUUAGGAAUAAACGAUUUGAACAGAUUGUCAUUAAUUUAGAAAGUGUCGAGUUAAUUUUACUCUUUAAAUUUCCCGCUUACGGAAAAUUAAAAUUACCAAAACGCUUUUCAGAGCGUGGAUUGGUAAAAUAUUACGUAUUGGCCUUAUGGAGUGGGUGAUUUGGCAGGUUGUUAGCGCGUACUUUCUACACACCGACAGCUCCUUUAAAGGUUGCCAGUUUGAUCCAACUGUUGGUUCCAUGUCAAGUGAAGAUAACUUUGGGUAUUACAACACAGUAAAUCCAAAAUUCACUUGUACCAUGAAUGGGGACUCCACCACUCAGUGGUGGUUCGGUGGAUAUCAAUAGUUCACGGAACAUUAGGCGUAACACCUGGCGUAUUUAAACUUGUUAGAUCAAAUCAGUAUAUGUCUACUCACGUAACUGCAGGCCAAUUAUACUGUUUAUAACAGACCUGAAAAAAUAGUGAGGACAAAGAGCAUUAUUUCUUAAUUUACCCUUCUAUCGAGGGCAAAUUUUACUUAGAGAGCGAAAUCUAUAAUGCAAAAACGCCGAAUGCCGAGAUUCUAACUUUGUGCUACUUAUGUACCGUUUAAGAGAAGGGUUGCUAGGAUACUUCAGUUUGCCGUUGCUAUUUUCAUCAUGUAAUAAGUUUAAUCCAGGGGUGAUAAAAGUAAAUAAACGUUACGACUACAGCAGA
This is a messenger RNA of Orbicella faveolata, 2525 nucleotides long. RefSeq lists its product as uncharacterized. Lineage: Eukaryota; Metazoa; Cnidaria; Anthozoa; Scleractinia; Merulinidae. Gene Ontology annotation, molecular function: oligosaccharide binding. The record is from RefSeq and is a predicted model, not a curated record.